This is a messenger RNA of Leishmania mexicana MHOM/GT/2001/U1103, 564 nucleotides long. RefSeq lists its product as hypothetical. The record is from RefSeq and is a predicted model, not a curated record. NCBI's taxonomy places the organism in Eukaryota, Euglenozoa, Kinetoplastea, Trypanosomatida, Trypanosomatidae. The transcript has a single exon. The coding region runs from base 1 to 564 and encodes 187 amino acids.
AUGGCGACCGAAGUGGAGGAGGAGUGGCAGGAUGGCGUCGAUGACUUCUUCGCCGACUUCUCGUUAGCCGCCUCCAGUGAAAAGUCGACGCGACGCAAGAAUGCCGAGGCCCAUCAAGCCAGUGUUGCUGAGUCGCAGAAGAAGGCGGAGCGGAGGGAGGCCGACCGCGGCGAGUCGGCUGAGGAAGCCCGCCGACGCAUCGCCGCGGCGGUGAUUAGCCGCGCGACGGCAAAGGAACUCGAAGCAGCAGCGCGGAAUGCCAAGAAGCACCAUAAGGUGGCUCAUAAGGAUUGCAACACCGGCGCCUCGUCUGCCAAGUCGGGACUCUCUUCCUCUUCUUUGUCAGAGCAGCAUCACGGCUCAUCCACCGCAGCGUCGUUCUCGCCUUCCUUGAAAGGGCGCGACUCAACCGACCAUCAAGCAGAGGCAGAGCCCUCGAGCUCGCGUCUUUGCAAGAAACGCCAGAAGGUCGACGCCAAGUUUGCCCGCAAAACGGCACGCAAGGAGGAGGCGAGGGAGCACCGUAUCAAGUAUCGCCGCGUCUUACGCAAACAGCCUCGCUGA